GUUGCGCCUAUCGUAUGUUAUUGCAUGGCCUCCAUUCUCAUGACGGUCGUGAACAAGUUUGUCGUGUCAGGAAGCCAGUUCAAUAUGAACUUCCUCCUGUUAUGCAUCCAGUCUUCCGUCUGCGUGGGGUGCGUAUACACUGUGAAGAAGCUCGGGGUCAUAUCGUUCCGUGAUUUCGACACGAAGGAUGCGAAGAUGUGGUUCCCGAUUAGCGUCAUGCUUGUCGGUGUCAUAUACACUGGCUCGAAGAGUCUGCAAUAUUUGAGCAUUCCCGUAUACACGAUAUUCAAGAACCUGACCAUCAUCCUCAUUGCGUACGGCGAGGUCAUAUGGUUCGGUGGCCGGGUUACCGGUCUUACCCUGGUCUCCUUUAUCCUAAUGGUCAUCUCCUCUGUCAUAGCUGCAUGGGCGGAUAUUAACAACGCACUGACUGCCAGUGACCCUGCUUCUACUGCGGGUGCGAUUGCGGGACUAUCCAGCGUCGGCGGAAUCGUUCGCCAACUCAAUGUGGGGUACUUCUGGAUGUUCCUGAAUUGCGGGACCAGUGCGGCAUAUGUCUUGACGAUGAGGAAGAGGAUCAAGGGGACGGGGUUUUCGGACUGGGACACCAUGUAUUACAACAACCUGCUCUCGAUCCCCGUUCUGGCCGUGGCGUCGAUCAUCGCAGAGGACUGGGGCUACGAGAACCUGAAUCGCAACUUCCCCCCUGACACACGCAACUUCUUACUCUUCGCGAUCGCCUUUUCGGGCGGAGCAGCGGUCGGCAUCUCGUACACGACUGCCUGGUGCAUCCGAGCAACGUCGAGCACGACUUACAGCAUGGUCGGGGCACUGAACAAGCUGCCGGUCGCGGCUUCGGGGAUGAUCUUCUUCGGCGACCCCGUCACGUUUGGGUCGGUGACCGCUGUGAGCGUCGGGUUCUUCGCAGGGCUGGUGUACGCAUUUGCGAAGAACAACCAGAAGAAGGCGGAGAUGGCGGCGCAGCAGACGGUCAUCCCGCUGGCGAGCAGACCGUCGUGA
Messenger RNA from Dichomitus squalens LYAD-421 SS1, 1020 nucleotides. Its product is annotated as UDP-galactose transporter. Gene Ontology annotation, molecular function: antiporter activity; GDP-mannose transmembrane transporter activity. Lineage: Eukaryota; Fungi; Basidiomycota; Agaricomycetes; Polyporales; Polyporaceae. The record is from RefSeq and is a predicted model, not a curated record. Gene Ontology annotation, biological process: transmembrane transport. The annotation marks the transcript as partial. Gene Ontology annotation, cellular component: Golgi apparatus. The transcript has 8 exons.